AUGCUGUCAAAGUCUAGGUUCGCUCUUUUUCUAGGCUUGUUGCUGUUGGCCGGCUUUCAACUAGGAGUCCUCGCUGAGCCAUCGCCGGGCAUCCAAAAAUGGGCAGCAUGGACAACCAGCUACAACAACAAACACGUUGUUCUAGCAGAAUCACCGCCUCCUCCUGGCCCGCCCGGCCCGUCUAUCAUUCCAAUUCUGACGCCAUCUCCAUCAGUCCCUCAGAUAUCCCCUCCGCCGCAGACAACCAAGAGCGAAAAGUCAUUCAACCCAUCAGACGUGCCCACAGUAUGGCCCUCCUCAACAGCCGCGGCACGGAAACCAGGAACAGCUUGCACCGAAGACAGCCAAUGUAACCUCCCAAACCAGUGCGCUCGCGACCAGACCCCGGCUUGUGAUAAAGUGGCCCAGGUCUGCAAGUGUCUAGUCGUGCCUACGCUUGCGACUUCCACCUCAACGACGCCGACCAAGAGCACCAGCAAAGCGCCGUACCCUGUCGUCACGCAAUGGAUCAAGGAUAUGGAGACCAAGGUCGGCGAGCAGAAAUGCAACGACAAGGUUUCAUUCGGCCAGGAGGUCAUUAGCGGGACGGAUAUCCUGAUGGAUAUCAAGAAGAUUUGCAAGGCGUUAGAUGAGAAGAAGCUGCGAAUCUCGCCAGAUAGCGGGGAAUAUAAAUCCAACGGACUCGGCACGAACGGUUCGAAACAUCAUUUUACAAUUUCUUGGGUAGAGGGCUGCACGUUCCCGAGCAAGGAGAGGACAAAGCAUGGCAUGAGGGCCUUUGAUCCAAGGGAGACGGGGGAGGAGAUUGAUGGGAUGAAUCGGUGCGAGUACAUGCUAUAUUGGAACUGGAAGGAAUCGGCAAAGGAGGGUAUCGAGAUAUAG
Molecule: messenger RNA, 882 nt
Organism: Colletotrichum scovillei
Lineage: Eukaryota; Fungi; Ascomycota; Sordariomycetes; Glomerellales; Glomerellaceae
Exons: 2
Coding region: 1-882 (293 amino acids)
Source: RefSeq, a predicted model, not a curated record